AUGUCUGACCCGAAGCAAAAAUCCGGGAGAUUAUCCCCAUUGGGCCUUUUCAAAGAGGUGUUUAAUUGGUAUCCAUCCUCUUAUCCUUCUGAAGAGAGAAAACUACUGUUCAAGUUAGACCUGUCAAUUCUGAUAUUCGCCUGUCUCUGCUUCUUUGUCAAGUAUCUAGACCAGACAAACAUUGGCAAUGCGUAUGUUAGUGGUCUAAAAGAGGACUUCGGCCUGUACGGAAACGAGUUGAACUACUUCAAUAUCUGCUACUAUACAUCAUAUGUGAUAUUUCAAAUCCCAGGACUGCUGCUCAUGUCACGCCCAAAGUUGGCUCGCUGGUUGCUGCCUACUCUUGAAGUACUCUGGGGUAUUUGCACAUUUACUCAAAGUCGUGUUACAAACGUGCACCAGAUAUACGCCCUUCGCUUCUUGGUUGGAAUGCUAGAAGCACCCGUUUUUGCUGGAACCCAUUUUGUUCUUGGUUCAUGGUACACGGGGCCCGAACUAUUCAAACGAGCCGGAACAUGGUUUAUCUGUAACCCGCUCGGUACAAUGGUGAGUGGAUAUCUACAAGCAGCCGCUUAUACCAAUCUCUCUGGUGUUGGAGGUAUGCCAGGGUGGAGAUGGCUGUUCAUAAUUGAUGGCAUAUUCACCAUCCCCGUGGCCUUAAUUGGAUUUGUUAUAUUUCCUGGUAUCCCGGGCUCACCCAGACCAUUCUAUCUGACGGACCGCGAUAUUACAUUGGUCAAGGAGAGAACCGAGAGAGCCAAAAUUCGUCAGCCUGGCAAGAUGAAUCUCAAUGUCUUCAAGAGGACUUUUAAGAGAUGGCACAUCUGGGUGUUUAUCACUUGCUUCGCAUGUAUGAUGAUCUCCUCCUAUCCAAUCAACUAUAUGAGUCUGUGGCUCAAAGCAGAGGGAUACUCCGUGACUCAAAUUAACCAGCUGCCGACUGUCACCUACGCGAUUUACAUCGUGGUGUCCUGGCUAGGCACAACGUUAGCUGCAAUCUAUCCGGAAUGGAUCAUUUUUACUAUUGCAUCGGCGUGCUGUCUAUUCUCGACAUUAUGCUUGAUAAUUUGGAAUAUCCCUACAGCGCUGAAAUUCGUUGCUUGGUAUACUUUCGGAGCGUCUGGAUGCUUGAGUCCAAUUCUGUACUCCACUAUCAAUAUAAUAGUGAGGGACGAUGCUGAGGAGCGCGCUCUCAUCAUGGGCUCCAUGAUGUCAUUUGGUUAUUCGUUUAACAUCUGGGUGCCGUUGCUGGCAUACCCAACCGCCGGCCCCGACGGUGCACCACGAUGGCCAAAGGGAUGGCCAAUAUCCUUUGUCUUUUUCUUCCUCCUAUGGACUAGCUUUGUAGGCUCUAUUUACCUAUGGCGAAGGGAUCAAAAGAAGCAAGACUUGGUGUCACCCCAGGAAGCUAGUGAUGAGGAAACGGAAACUGUGGUAGUUGACGGGAGCCUGGCAUUGAAAAGCUGA
This is a messenger RNA of Penicillium concentricum, 1467 nucleotides long. RefSeq lists its product as uncharacterized. The coding region runs from base 1 to 1467 and encodes 488 amino acids. The transcript has 10 exons. The record is from RefSeq and is a predicted model, not a curated record. Gene Ontology annotation, cellular component: membrane. Gene Ontology annotation, molecular function: transmembrane transporter activity. Lineage: Eukaryota; Fungi; Ascomycota; Eurotiomycetes; Eurotiales; Aspergillaceae. Gene Ontology annotation, biological process: transmembrane transport.